CGGGCACAUAUCUUCCUUCCCUUCCCUCACCUCCGACCCAGCCAACACCGUGUAGCAAGCGAUAGUUAGCAGCCGCAAGACCUCCUAGCGCCCUGCCGCAAUACGGCCCCCGCGACCUCCCGCGUAACAUGUACUUGGUCAAGUUAGUCGUGUUUCUUCUCGGAUUCUCAGGUUGUCUCCUGGGCGCAGGGGCGAGGAGGGUUAACUUCGAUAGUUGUCUCGCCAACAUCAGGAGCGUCAACAUCAGCGACCCCGAGAUCAUAUCCUCGCUGGGUAUCACAGACAACUACGGCAAUCGCAUCGACGUCAACGAAGCCUUGCAUAGCCCUCGCUAUGAUUGCGACGAGUCAGACCCCCUAUGCUUCGUCACCGCGAUCUCAGUCGCAGAAUGCAACCGGUCGUGCGGCGAGGGUCCGGAGCCAUUCUCAUGGUCGACGUUCUCGCAGCAAUUUGGUGCAUGGCUGCUUCCCUGGCUCGCGCUCGUGUCGCAGCUGCCCUUCGGUGCACGCCUGCGCGUCGACAACCUCAUGUCCGUCAUGCUCGCUAUUGGCUCGCCCACCCUCGCUGGCUACUCCCUCGUCUUCACCGUGCUCAACUCACACUGGCUCACAAAGAGGUUCUACCCCUACCGCUACCCCAACCUUCGCCUCGCCGUACGCGCGCUCAGCAGUCUGCAGCAGUCACCGCUGCGCGUACACACCGAUGGGGGACUGCUCGCCUCUCUCGUCGCGUUGCACCACAACGACGAGUGGUGGUCGGAGCUCGUGCAUUGGCUAGAGUACACGCAUACGUGGUCCAUCUCAGCUGUGACCAACAUCCUCUGGGUCGUCAUCGCCUACGUCUUCACCGUCAUUAACGCCUUUACCGAGAUCAGCCAGGAGAUCAACGCGAAUGGGCAGGCCAAUGGCUCGCUCUGGCUCUGGCUACUCCCCAUUGUCGUUGGCUGGCUGCAAAUCUCGCCGAAGUGCGACGCAGACAGGCUGGAGAAAGCGAUGGACCACGCCAACAGCAGGGCGUAUGUUGCGACGGAGACUGGUAUCGUUGGGGCGAAGAACAUGCCGUUCAACUCGCACCGGCGAGCCCUGGACUUCUAUAGGGUUGGGCACGGCGCGCUAUACGACGACAUGCACGCGAGCGCGCCGAUCUACAACUACGCGCGCGUCUUCUCCUGGGCCCGGGCAUCGGAGACGGUUGCGCAGGCCUUUGGAGCCGCCAGCACGAAGAGGAAGCAGCAGGUCACCGUUGCGAGGGAUGGGCGCGACUUCCAGCAACCGACCAAGGACACUCCGCGCCCACGGUCUAACCGCGAGGGAACGCGCAGUGAUGUUGAGGCGUAUUGCUACACUGGCCGACCUGUACCGCAGUGGGUUUCCGGUGUUUGGACGCGGAUGGCGAUCGCAUCGGUCGCAGCCCUCGCUUUGCAAUGGGCAACAACUGGCUCCGCGGUGAUCAUCGUGUGGUACACGCCGACGACAGGCCUAGGGUGCCGGUCUGGUGCAUAUUUGCUCUACGGUCUCGUGUCGACCAUGAUUUGGUUCAUCAUGGUCCUGUCUAGCAUCCUCGCGCACUACUCCACCAUCACCACGGAACCCUACCAUAGUGAAGCACUCCCGAACAUCUCCUAUGAGCUGCCCAUGGUCGUCGAGUCUUCCAGCUCCGCCUUCGCCCCUUCCUCCGUCGAGUCAACGAAGCCAGAGAGACCGUACCCUACCAUCUCCGCGACCCUCGCCAUCGCUCUCCGGCGCAUGGGCAAGCUCCUCGCGAUCGCCAACGCCUGCUUCGUCAUCGUCGCCUGCGUCUUCCAGUUCAGCAACUUCUUCAACCGAUGUUACUGCAACAGCAGCGUCCUCGCACACGGCGCCGCCGCCUACGACGUCAUGGAGCUAACCGACAGCGAUAUCUCUGAUCUCAAGAGCGCCUGGACCGGCGGGGUCGUCCUCGCCACGGUGAUGUCCGCAGGGUAUAUUUUCUUCGUCAACAUCUACAUCAACCCUCAGCUUCCGGAGAACGACUUUCCAAGCUAAUUGACUGGUGUAGAGGACCGCUGAACGAUUAUCUAUUCUCUGCAUGGACGCAAUCGUGACUGGCUUCGCUUUUGUGUCCGAUUCAUCUUGCUGUUGGACUUCGUAUCAUCACCCACUACCUGCAUUUCGUUGACUGACCCUGCAUCCAUCUCCUCACCAUACGAUGUACCAUAUAGCUGAUCCUUCGGGAUGUAUUACUUGUAACACUAUGUACGACCAGAAUAGUAAUGUAUAAUUUGUGAACAGA
This is a messenger RNA of Schizophyllum commune H4-8, 2271 nucleotides long. RefSeq lists its product as uncharacterized. The record is from RefSeq and is a predicted model, not a curated record. The transcript is spliced from 3 exons. The coding region runs from base 129 to 2024 and encodes 631 amino acids. Lineage: Eukaryota; Fungi; Basidiomycota; Agaricomycetes; Agaricales; Schizophyllaceae.